Molecule: messenger RNA, 3268 nt
Organism: Patiria miniata (bat star)
Lineage: Eukaryota; Metazoa; Echinodermata; Asteroidea; Valvatida; Asterinidae
Product: protein SSUH2 homolog
Exons: 13
Coding region: 141-1769 (542 amino acids)
Source: RefSeq, a predicted model, not a curated record
GUCUACAUUCAUACUUCAGUCAUGUGAGUCGAGUGCGGUGGGCCGUGCCAUAGUGAUAGACUAGGGCUAGUAAUUAAUUGCUAAAGAUCACCACAAGCAGCUAGUCACACAGAUUUCCUUUUUCAGACGGAAAGAAAAUAAUGGCACAACAAGGUUACCCACCUCCUGGUGCCCCACCACAACAAGGUUAUGGUGCAACUUCUCAGGGCUAUGGGGCACCUCAGCAGGGCUAUGGGGCACCUCCACAGGGCUAUGGGGCACCUCAACAGGGCUACGGUGCACCUCAACAGGGCUACGGUGCACCUCAACAGGGCUACGGUGCACCUCAACAGGGCUAUGGUGCACCUCAACCACAAGGUGCACCUCCACCGCAGCAAGGCUAUGGUGCACCUCAGCCACAAGGUGCACCUCCACCACAGCAAGGCUAUGGUGCACCUCAACCACAAGGUGCACCUCCACCGCAGCAAGGCUAUGGUGCACCUCAACCACAAGGUGCACCUCCACUGCAGCAAGGCUAUGGUGCACCUCAACCACAAGGUGCACCUCCACCACAGCAAGGCUAUAGGGCACCUGCACCACAACCAGGAUCUCAGCCGGCAGUCUGGACUCCCGGUGCUGUUGCUGAGGGCGCCCCUCCUUACCAGUUUGCCAAUGCUGCCGAUGCCGACCGAGAAGAUAACGAGAACGCGACCGAGGGCGGUGACGUAAAUCCCGACGUGAACUCGUUGCAACCUGUGCCGGGAUAUGAGACUGUGGCUUUCGGGGAUGGACCUCCAGUGCCUCCCCCUGCUUAUGAACCUCCUUCGGAAGGUGACCGCCCUCAAGAAGUCUUUGACUCGAAAGAGGAUAUUGGAGAGGAGGCUGUAAAGGCGGCCAUUUUGGCUUACGUGGACAAACACUGCUGCUACGGUUCCAGACCAGCCAAGAACAUGACCAUAAGGGAGAUCAUUCCAAGUCAAGCGCUCCACUAUCAGCUGGAAACCUUCAACGAAGCAAGGACGACAAGUCGCAAUUUCACACCUUACGCUGGCGGGUUCGUAGACGGGCCCCAGAACGGUGCGCCCCCGCCUGCGUGGUCGAUAUUGUGCAAGCCGGACCAACCGUUCGUCACUCACAUAAAGAAUCUAGAAGUCCCUCACACUUCGUUUGUCCAGCAAUGCCAUCGGUGUCAUGGAUGUGGUUUUGUGAUGUGCGGACGCUGUUACGGACGGGGACGGGUUCGUUGCAGUUCGUGUAGUGGAAGUGGCCAUAGGACUGAAUACCGUGAUGGUCAUUCCCAUCAUGUUAGUUGCACCUGGUGCCAUGGUUCGGGACGACGCAGAUGUAACCGUUGUAGGGGUGACGGUAGAGUCGUAUGCCCGACUUGUAGCGGCUAUAGACAGCUUCGUCACUUCAUUAUGCUGACUGUCUCCUACACCAACAAUUUGGAGGACUACAUCUUGGAACGCUCGGACAUGCCCGACGAGCUGAUUAGGAGCGUCAGUGGGCAGACCAUCUUCCAGCAGACGUUGCCCCAUGUGUGGCCUAUAUCCCAAUACCCCGUCCAAGAAGUCAACCAGAACUCGAUUCGUAUAGUUGAAAAACAUCGCACCGCCUGGCCACAUGCUAUGACUCUGCAACAGCGUCAGACACUUCGCUCCGUACCCGUGACCGAAGCCCACUAUGAAUGGAAAAACGUCAACACUCGUUUCUGGGUCUAUGGCUUUGAGCAUGAGGUCCACGCCCCGGACUACCCCCACCAGUGCUGCUGGGGGUGUACUGUCCUGUAAGGUCAAUGAGGGGUCAGUGGGGGUCAAAGUUAGGAGUCAGCUGGGGUCAGUGUAAGGGGUCAGCUGGGGUCAAAGUGAGGGAUCACCUGGGGUCAAAGUGAGGGGUCUACUGGGGUCAAAGUGAGGGGUCUUUUAGGGUCAAAGUGAGGGAUCAGCUGGGGUCAAUGUGACAGGUCAGCUGGGGUCAAAGUGAGGGGUCAGCUGGGGUCAAAGUGAGGGGUCAGCUGGGGUCAGUGUAAGGGGUCAGCUGGGGUCAAAGUGAGGGAUCACCUGGGGUCAAAGUGAGGGGUCUACUGGGGUCAAAGUGAGGGGUCUUUUAGGGUCAAAGUGAGGGGUCAGCUGGGGUCAAACUAAAAGAGUCAGUCAAGUGGGGCCAAACUGAAGGAGUCAAGUGGGGCUAAACUGAGGUCAGGUGACCUGAGAUUUCAAAAGUGCAUGGGCAUUCCUGACAAAUAUAUCGGAAAUCGGCACAGCUACUUUUUAAUUUGAAUUGUUGUUUAACUUUUUUUAUUAUCAAAUGGUUCAAGUUUACAAAAUUAUGGCAGUCUGCCUUUGAUUCCAUUGUCUGUAUGAAUGCAGAGUACCGGUAUGACUAGAUCUGUAAAUUGUUAUGUGUUUGUAUAUGUACAUCAUGCGUGAUGGCUUUGUUGUGUGCUUCAUAUUAACAUAAUUAAAAGUACUUGCUAACAAUUAUUAAGUAUAUCCAGCUCAAAAUAUUUAAUUGGCAAUACCAAGUCUCCAAACUGUUUUAGAUGUAACCCUGGAGCGAAGUGUAGAAUUUUUUUAAAAAUUAGUUGAGUAUUUUAAGCUGUGUCGGGGCCCAAAUUCACGGUCCCGCUGUUAGACCAGAAUCAUGAUAAACGCAGAGAACAUUUUGUUUAGCAACACUUUUAUUAAUUGGGUGAUAUUUAGUGGUUAUUUUUUAGGUGCAGCAAGUGUUGUACGUAAUGGUAAUUAAAUUACCUUUUUCAAAGAAAUUUGUUUUUGAAGUACUAUAUGUCUGACAUGAACUAUAUAAUGUAAAGUAAUACAUGUAGCUACUUUGUGCUUGUGAUCAUUGUCAUGAUACUGAAAUUGCAUGAAACUUGCCUUACCUUUGCAACUGUCAUAGAAGACAUUUUUUUCUAAACUAUUCCAUAGUUCAAUAGAGAGCAUAAGUCUCUAAAAAGAAAUUGUAAUUACAUGUACAUCCUAACAAGUCUUCAUUUUUGUGUCACAUGAAUUGUUACAUUGCAGUGACAUUAUUUUGGUCUUUAAAAAUAAAACUUUAAUUUCUAUAAAAAAUAAACAGAUAUUCAAAUUUUAUAAACCUUAAAACUAUACCUUUAGUUGCAUGAUUUGUUUUUAAACCUUGUAGCGUUUUCAGAUUACCAGUUCUUAUAUAUCAAUUCAUCUCAUUUUUUUGUUAAUUAUCACACUUUAAUUAUCAAUGUUACUUUUUGAACUUUUUAAAUUAUCAUUCCUGUAUCACAAUUAAACAUCCUUAUUGUAAUGCAUUA